Molecule: messenger RNA, 1568 nt
Organism: Catharus ustulatus (Swainson's thrush)
Lineage: Eukaryota; Metazoa; Chordata; Aves; Passeriformes; Turdidae
Product: zinc finger and SCAN domain-containing protein 2-like
Exons: 4
Coding region: 1-1104 (367 amino acids)
Cellular component (GO): nucleus
Source: RefSeq, a predicted model, not a curated record
AUGGACGGCAGAGAAGGAGUUCACCGACAAGACUUUGGGAGGGCCCGGGGGCAUAAAAGGCAGAACAUCCAUUCUGUAGGCUUAGCCAGCGAACAUGCAGACCUGGGAGCUGCGGAGAACUUUGUUUGUGUUGUGAGGCCAAUCCCAGCUCGGGCCCGGCGCAUUCCAGGGCUGUUCCUCAUCUCUGCCUCGCACAGCCCGGGGGGUCCUGAGAGCGCGGGCCGAGGCUGGGCCGUGUGCAGAGCCCGCCCCUCGCUGCCAUUGGCUGAUUCUGCCGUCACUCCUCCUUCUCGCGCGCUGAUUGGGCAGAGUGCGGACAAGCCCAGCCCCCGGGCCGACACCAGGGCGCUCCUGAGGCAGCGCAGGCGCUAUCGUGGGGGGUUUCUGUGCGGGCUUGCUGAGGCGGCGGCGGAGCUCGGAGGCGGCCCCAGCGCAGUCCAGGAUUUUUCAUUCCCAAAGUGUGGGCAGAUGGAGGAGGAAAAGACGCAGAGAUCCCUGACAAGGAGGGGCUGCAAACCCAGCCCAGAGAGCUGUGAGGAGGAAAGACCCUCCUUGAGCUGGGAAGGUGGCCGGAGAUCCAGGCAGAGCUCAGAGCUGGUGGAGAAGCCCCACAAGUGCUUGGAAUGUGGGAAGGGUUUCAGCUACAGGUCCAGGCUCAUCCGGCACCUGGUGAUCCACAGUGAGGAGAAGCCCUACGAGUGUGGGAAAUGUGGGAAGAGCUUCAGGACAGUACCUCAGCUGAUGCUGCACCAGGUGGUCCACACUGGGGAACGGCCCUACACCUGCCGGGAAUGUGGGAAGAGCUUUUGGAACAGCUCCCACCUGAAAAGACACCAGCGCAUUCACACCGGGGAGAGACCCUACGAGUGUCCUCAGUGUGGGAAGAGUUUUCAGACCAGCUCCUGUGUCAUUGUACAUGAGCGGAUUCACAGAGAGGAGAGGCCCUUCCACUGCCACAACUGCGGGAAGGGCUUCAAGCAGAACAAGACCCUCACUGUCCACCUGCGCAUCCACACCGGGGAGAGGCCCUACGAGUGUCCUGAGUGUGGGAAGAGCUUCUCACAGAGCUGUAACUUGACCCGACACCAACGGAGGCACCACUAAGGGAAGCCCUAUACGGCUCCUGGUUUGAGUGCAAUACUUACUGGUUCUGCCCAUUUGGAUCUUCCUGGGAUAUCACUUGCUGUAAGGGUUGGUCCGAAGUUUCCCUGAUCUGCCUCACGACCCUCAUCAGAGACUGAGACCCCAGGACCCCACCUCUCACCCUAGACAGGAGUUUCUGGCCUAGGCGAGGUGGAUGCUUGCCAAGGGACUGUGUGCAGGUGUGCUUGCCAGUGCCUGCUGCUUGCCAUGGUACGCUGCUCGCAAGCAGAGUACUGGCUGUAGUGUUCUGUCCUGCACCUGUUUCUUGGAGCAACGCUCUCCACAUACAAUAGUCCAUAAAUCUCCCCACCUUUUGGCCAAAGGCCACUCGCCUUGGAAAAGGACUAUAAAAUGAUUACAGUAAUUUCAUGAUUACAAACUGCACCAUUUUGACUAAAAUUUUGCUCCCACACCAGAAAUGCGGC